AUCCCGUGCUAUAUUUUGCAUAUAUAUAUACACACAAAGUUAGUAGUGAGUUGCAAAUUUAUAACGGUUGUGUUAGACAAGAAACUUGCAUUUGUAAAAAUUCUAAGAGAAUGGCUAGAAUAGCAGCUGUAAAGACAUCUUUAGAAAAAGUGUUGCACGAUGAAAGUAGAAUCUGGACCAAAUAUUUGGCAAAAGUUGAGAAAAAGACAGGAGUUGAUCGACUCUAUGUGUUUUUAGGUGGUACCGGGUUUAUAGCAUUAUAUUUGGUAUUUGGUAUUGGACAACAACUAGUCAGUAAUGUUUUUGGAUUUUUAUAUCCAGCCUAUUGUUCUAUGAAAGCUUUAGAAAGUACAAAUAAAGAGGAUGAUACAAAAUGGUUAACGUAUUGGGUUGUAUGCGCAAUUUUUACAAUUGUUGAAUUUUUCUCAGAUUAUAUUUUAUGUUGGUUUCCAGUUUAUUGGCUUUUUAAGUGUCUAUUUUACAUGUGGUUGAUGGCCCCUAUGGAUAAUAAUGGCUCCUUAAUUUUAUACCGCCGUAUUAUUAGGCCAUACUUUUUACGGUAUCACCAUAAAGUUGAUCAGUUUAUAUCAUCUGCUCACGAUGCAGCAAUUAAAGUGACAGCAAAUGCUCUGUUGACAGAGAAGAAAGAUUAAUUUCUAAAAUUUUGCAUCCCAUAGGAAUAAAAAUUUUGUAUAUUUUCAGUCUUUUUCUUAUUACUUUUUUUUUCUUUAUAAUAAGAAACAAAAAUAUAUUUGACAUUCUGAUUAUAUAAAUCCAUUUGCAUAUUAUGUAUAUUAUAUAAUUUUUCAAAUGAUGUUUUAUUAUUACACAGGUAAUUUAUUUUAAUUUCAAUUUAUACAAUUUGUAAUUCUUUCUUCCAGUAUCGCCAAAAUAGUGUGCUUAAUUUCAAAAAAAUGUAACACUAUUCUUUAUUUCUUUUUUUACUUUUUAAUUACAGGGUGAUUCUCUCGCUACUCAAGACAAAAGUCGUACCGCACAAUGGAACCUCUACUGUUUCGUUUCUUGUCUUCGUCUCAGCCAUCAACACACAGAGCAGUUUUGGGUCCGGCGAUAUGAUCCCUGGGUCUCUUUACCCGCAAAACCAGCAGGGUUCGAUUGUGCGGCACGGCUUUUGUCUUGUGUAGCGAGAGAAUCACACUGUAUUAUGAUCCUUAUUAAAGUUUAUUUUACAAAAUUUAUGAUCUGAUUUUAUAUGAUAUUAUUGGUGUUAAUGGCAUGCAUUUUGAUAAUUUUACUAUUAAUAUAUUUUUACUAAUACAGUCAGUAUGAAUUACAGUUUGGUUCUGUGUUUUUGUUGUUAUAAAUGUUAUUACUUAAUCUAA
Osmia bicornis bicornis is the source of this 1343-nucleotide messenger RNA. Its product is annotated as receptor expression-enhancing protein 5-like. The record is from RefSeq and is a predicted model, not a curated record. NCBI's taxonomy places the organism in Eukaryota, Metazoa, Arthropoda, Insecta, Hymenoptera, Megachilidae. The transcript is spliced from 4 exons. The coding region runs from base 111 to 653 and encodes 180 amino acids.